Lotus japonicus is the source of this 1083-nucleotide messenger RNA. RefSeq lists its product as uncharacterized. Lineage: Eukaryota; Viridiplantae; Streptophyta; Magnoliopsida; Fabales; Fabaceae. The transcript has a single exon. Bases 1 to 1083 code for a protein of 360 amino acids. The record is from RefSeq and is a predicted model, not a curated record.
AUGGGGCAUACUGAUAAAGAACAAGAAAAGGCUACUACACAAAUGGAGUUCAAUAAGGAUAAGGCCAUCAGAGCUAAAGAAGUUGCUGAGAGCAGGUUCAAAGCAAGGGACAUUAUAGGUGCAAGAGCAUUUGCUAUGAGGGCCCAAAAUAUGUUUCCUGAUCUUGAAGGUAUUCCUCAAAUGUUAACAACACUUAAUGUGCACAAUGCUGGACUAUUCAGGAGAAAUGGGGAAAAAGAUUGGUAUCGUAUACUUGGCGUCGUUCGUCUGGCUGAUGAUGACACUGUGAGGGAACAAUAUAGAAAGCUAGCUCUCGGGCUUCACCCUGAAAACAACAAGUCCAUUGGUGCUGAUGAGGCCUUUAAACUAAUCUCAGAGGCAUGGAGUGUACUAUCAGAUAAGGCCAAAAGGGUAGCAUAUAAUGAGAAGAUAAAUGCAAAAGUUAAAUCAAAGACAUUUUGGACAGUUUGCAAUCGAUGCCGAAUGCGGUAUGAGUACCUCAUAGUUUAUCUCAAUCGAAAAUUACUGUGCAGAUUCUGCAAGGGGAUAUUUUUGGCUGUAGAAAUAGCUCCACCUGAAGGGGAAGCUCAAUCUGUAACUGAUAAUAGUCUUGCAGCUGCAAUCCAAAGCAGACUUAUGGAGAAAAUUUUCUAUGUACUUGGUGAUAGAAAACUACUUGUAAAAAGUAUCACUGCAACCUCAAUUGAUCAUGCAUAUGAGAAAGCGAAGCGAGAACGUGAGGAAGUACAAGCAGCUAUGGAAAUGGAAGGGGACUUAUGCAGGAAGCUGCAGGAUCUUGGUCAGGACUUUUUAUCUGAUCCUGCUAAGAGAAGAAGGGGCAUGGAGGAUUCAAGCUUGAGCAGCCAUGGUGAACAUCAGAAUCUUCUUAUGGAGAUAAAUGAUAUUAGCAAGAAACUCAGUGAAAUGGAGACUAACCCUACUGAUGAAACAGCAGUGAAAGAGAGUGGAAAUGACUACCAGAAAGCAAAUGGGAAAGAGGAAGUCAUGGUUAAGGUGAACAAUGAGGAUACCAUUAUUAAAGAAACAAAAGAUGAUAACAUGACAGAAGAUAAUGGUCAGUGA